CCACUUUGUACCCCAGUUCCCAAUCCAAUCCGAACUUGCCAGCUCAGAGCUCAAAACACAAUCUAUACAAUGCGCAUUACUGCCGCUCCGUCGCGUCGAUCGGCAGCAGCAUCAUCGUCUUGCACUGUUUCUUCAAUGCCCAUCCACACACUCGCUACACUGGCUGCACUGGCUGCUCUGAUGGUGACCAGCUUGGUGAUUGCCCCAGUUCAAGCAGCAGACGACCCGCUCGGGAACCUGUUCGCCACGCUCAUGAACGCGGGAGGCACGCCGGGCGUCGGCGAUGGCUCGUGCAAGCACCAGUGCCCCAGUGGCGCAGCGCCGUUGCCAAAGCAGGGCCACAAGCCGACCUCGAAUGGCUGCGGGCCAGCGAGUUUGCCAAUCCGCGCCGAGGACAUGAAGUUCCCGUUCACGCCGUGCUGCGACGAGCACGACUACUGCUACCACACGUGCAACUCUGUGCGCGACACGUGCGACUCGGAUUUCGGAAAGUGCCUGAGCCAGGUCUGUGACCGCGUCGACAACGACCAGGACCGAACCGCCUGCGACGCCUCCAAGGACUUUUUCCUGUUUAGCACCUCGGGCUUUGGCUGCAGCUCCUUCUUGGCAUCGCAGCAGGACGCGUGUACCUGCCCCGGAGGCGAGCGUGGCAUUGGCGAUCAGUCGGCCUCGUCCGGUCGGCGCGCGCGCGGAUCGAGCCGGUCGUCUGGCCUGGGUUCCGGUUCCGGCAGCAGCAAGGCGUCGCGCGCAGACACCCUCGAGCGCCAGGCCAGCCAAGAGACCGAUCCGACCAAGAAGAACAGGCUCUUGCGACAGGCGCGAGCAUUGCGGAAGGAGAUUGAUGGCGAGUUGUAACAACAUGAACACGAAAAGCACAAGCAAUGUGAGAUUUUCCACGCUGG
Messenger RNA from Capsaspora owczarzaki ATCC 30864, 902 nucleotides. RefSeq lists its product as hypothetical. The transcript has a single exon. Gene Ontology annotation, cellular component: extracellular region. The record is from RefSeq and is a predicted model, not a curated record. Gene Ontology annotation, molecular function: A2-type glycerophospholipase activity; calcium ion binding. The coding region runs from base 70 to 855 and encodes 261 amino acids. Gene Ontology annotation, biological process: lipid catabolic process; phospholipid metabolic process; arachidonate secretion. NCBI's taxonomy places the organism in Eukaryota, Filasterea, Ministeriida, Capsasporidae.